UUCUUUUUCUCCAGGUUUUUACCAACCAGUUUUUUUUUUUUCAACCCUCGAGAUCUUUCUUUGCACGAACAAACCUCGAAAAACUCAUUCUUUAUCUUGACCCAUCUGAAAAAGUUUCUCUUUUUUUGUCGGAAUACCAUAGAGUUUCAUUAUUUUCGUUUUAGGGUUCUUUUUUUGUAAUAAAUAAUUGGAAGCAGAGGAGCUAUGCUCAAGUUCUCAGAUGAAAUUCUCGCUUUUGAUCAUCAGUUCUUGUUUCUCUUUCUGAUUUACGCUGGAUUUGCAAGGGAAACACUCUGACUUUGUCAGGACUCUUCUGUGAAAUUCUGCAAGUUUAUGACUUUUCUAGUGCUUUUUAACUGUUUGUGAGUUUGAAGAAAACAAAUUUCAAUUGAGUUGCUUUGGAAUCCGUUGACAUAAUAGGAAUUUAGAAACUUCUCGUUUAGAUGAGGAUCGAUUACACAGAACGGAUGCCUCAAUCCUAUAAGAUGCACUCUUCCAUGUGCUUAGAAUUGAAGAGGCUAGUUGAUAGAAUCAUGAGAAUCUUUCCUGAUAUAGAAGAUGCUCGACCUGGAUGCUCUUCCGGGAUACAGACUCUUUGUUUACUCCACAAUGCUUUGGAUAAAACUAAGCAGCUUCUUCAAUAUUGCAGUGAAUCCAGUAAACUCUACAUGGCAGUAACAGGAGAUGCUAUACUCGCAAGAGGUUCUAGAGCUAAAAAAUCAUUAGAGCAAUGCUUAAACGACAUUAGAAGUAUAGUACCAACUAUUUUGGAGAUCAAGAUAUCUCAGAUAGUCCAAGACCUUAGAUCAACACAGUUGACUCUAGAAUUCUCGGAAGAAGAAGCUGGGAAAGCUAUUAGAGAAUUGAUGCAAAAGAGCACGUCUUCCUCUGCUUCUCCGGAUGAGAUAAAAGAUUUUCAUUAUGCUGCGUUAAAACUCCAACUUUCAACACCUGAAGCUAUUGUGACAGAGAGAAGAUCCUUAAAAAUCAUUUGUGAAGAUCACAAACAGAACUCCUUCACGCAUCAUCAGUCCAUCGAUGAUUCUCUGCAUGCUAAUGCUGCAGAAGCUGAGGCUUCUGAGGAACACAAUGGUACACUUCCUGAGAAAUUUAAGUGCACGCUUUCUCGUACCGUGAUGUAUGAUCCAGUCAUCAUCUCCUCAGGCAACACCUUUGAGAGGAUGCAGAUUCAGAAAUGGUUCGAUGAAGGUAAUGAUUCUUGUCCUAUAUCUAAAAGGAAACUGGAUGACUUCACAUUGAAGCCUAAUGUAGAGCUUAAGAGUCAGAUAUCAGAAUGGUGCGCGAAGAACGGUCUUGAUGUUCAAGAUCCAGCGAGGAAGCACGUAAAGGCUUCCAACAGUAUCGACUUCUCUGUUUCCAUCGCUAGUUUCGGAAGUUCUCUGUACAACAUCCCUGAUCACAGCGGCAUUUCGAUUACGGAUUUCAACUCGAGCUAUUCCAUUGAUUCGUCAUCCUACUCUAAGAUGUCAAAGGGUGGUUACUUCACUCCAAUGCAGAGGAUAGAUUCUGCUUCAGGCGCUGGUGACACAGAUUCUAGUCACAGCGAGAUUGAGAUAGAUCCCUUGUGUGGACUCACAAACCUUCCAUGGGAUGCGCAGAUCAAAGUCGUCGAAGAUGUAAGAAGUCGUUUUGAGCACAGUACUCGUGCUUUUCGGUCUAUGUCACCGAGUAAAUUUCUUGAGCCACUUAUCACAUAUUUGAAGAAUGCUCUCGAAAGAAAUGGCACCGCUGGAGAGAUAAUAAAGGGUGGAUUGGAUUUGUUGCUGGCUUUCCUUAGUGGAAAUAGGAGAGCUAUAGAAUCUUUGGAAGAAGAGGUUUUCAAAAUGUUCUCAGUCUUUCUUGAGUCUGAGGUAGUAGCUGAAGAAGCUCUAAACAUACUUGAGGUUCUGUCAAACCAUCCGCACGGUCCGUCCAAGAUAACUUCAUCAGGAUCUCUUUCUUCCCUUUUGAAGAUCGUAGAGUCCCAAGCAGAACAUCUCCAAGAACAGGCUAUGAUCACACUCAAGAAUCUUUCAUCAAGCAUGGAGAUUUGUCUGGAAAUGGUAUCUCUCGAUUUCAUCCAGAAGCUCACAUCUUUCUUGCAACAAAAAGUUUUCUGCAAACACUCGAUUAUCAUUCUGAAAAACCUCUGCAGCACCGAGAAAGGUCGGGGUUGUAUCACCGAAACCCCGGAUUGUUUAGCUUCCAUAGCUGAAUUACUCGAGUCAAAUGUUCCCGAGGAGCAAGAGAACGCAAUCUCCAUCCUCCUUCAGCUCUGUGUGCAGAAGAUAGAGUAUUGCUGUCUUGUCGUGAGAGAAGCAACUGAUAUUUACUCAUCUCUAAUCUUGAUAUCCAACAAUGGAACAGAGGAAGUAAAGGUGAGUGCAUCAGAAUUACUUAGAGCUCUUGUAGAAGUAGAUUCCGACAAAGAAGAAGAAGAAGAAGUUUCCUCCAGACCAGAAGGAAGAACAACUGCUUCGCCUACUUCACAGGUUGUUACUCCAGUUACUCAUCCGGAACCUGUUAAAAUAACACCAUCUCCCAAGAAAUCUGGUCUUUUUGGAUUCAAUUUCUCCAGUCUCAAGAAGAAGAAAAAAUAG
Molecule: messenger RNA, 2600 nt
Organism: Arabidopsis thaliana (thale cress)
Lineage: Eukaryota; Viridiplantae; Streptophyta; Magnoliopsida; Brassicales; Brassicaceae
Product: ARM repeat superfamily protein
Exons: 6
Coding region: 444-2600 (718 amino acids)
Biological process (GO): protein ubiquitination
Molecular function (GO): ubiquitin protein ligase activity; ubiquitin-protein transferase activity
Source: RefSeq, marked reviewed